This is a messenger RNA of Schistocerca serialis cubense, 1159 nucleotides long. RefSeq lists its product as uncharacterized. The coding region runs from base 160 to 1014 and encodes 284 amino acids. The record is from RefSeq and is a predicted model, not a curated record. NCBI's taxonomy places the organism in Eukaryota, Metazoa, Arthropoda, Insecta, Orthoptera, Acrididae. The transcript is spliced from 6 exons.
GAGUGAACUCGUGAGUGCGAGCACAGCGUCGGUCGAUAACGCGGCAACAGCGCCCGCGAGCACGCCGGCAGAGCGUGUAGUGCUGCAACUGUUUUGACAGUUGAGCGUCUGCUGCCGGCAAGUGAGCUCGCGUUCGGCGUCCUAAGUUAAGCGACCAACAUGAGCAACCAGAAGAAGCAGAAGCUGCGGCUUGUGACUUACAUGUGCCCCAGCCACCCGGUGGAAAUGUACGAGCUGAUCAUGACGUACCUGGAGCGCUACACUGGGCUGGAAGCCACUCUCCAGUAUGAGUCCAGAAGAGCUGGCCCCCUCCCGGGAAGAGUUGACCCCUUCACAGACGACACGGUCGACAUAGGAUUCAUGAGUGUGUUAUCAUUCUUGGAGCUACUAGACGACAAGAAUAAAUAUGCAGAGCUGUUGCCAGUUACACCAGUGUUCAGGCACAGAAAAAACAAGGAUGAUGUAGCAGGUUAUUAUUCUGACAUCAUCAUUCACAUUGAUGGCAAGAAACAUGUGAAGGAGCUGUUGGAUCUUCGUGGUUCUACAUGGGCGUACAGCACUGAAGAAUCAUUAAGUGGAUACAAAAUAGUAUUGAAAACACUGAAAGAACAUGGUGAAAACUCUACAUUUUUUGGAAAUACAUUGCAAUCUGGAUCUCAUCUCCAAUCCAUUCAGAUGGUGUUGACUAAACAAGCAGAGGCAGCAGCUGUUGAUUCAAAUACACUUGCUUACAAUAAAAGAUACUUGCAGGAUCAGGGAAAGGAUGUGCUUGUAUUGGACAGCAUAGGGCCAUUACCACCAUAUCCCAUUGUUGUCAACUCGCGUAUGGACGGUGAACUUAAGGAAACAAUUGUUAGAGCACUGAAAAGUUUUGACAAGAGUGAAAUAUGGCAAACAAAAUUUGCUCAAUAUGGUAUACAGAAAUUUGUGACAAACCAUGUGGAUUCAUAUGACAAGCUUCGAACUGUAACAGAGUACAUAAGAGAUCUAAAUCAUGCCAUACGUUAUUACUGAUAUCAAGUUUUCAUUAUCUUGCUGGCUUGUUUGGCAAAGGAGGAAAUGAGCCAAUGUCCUACUUUAAGUGUUUAUAUGUCUUGUAAUGACUUAUAUAUUAUUUUAUUUAUGAAUGUUACAAUAAUAAACAACAUAGUUUUAUUAA